Molecule: messenger RNA, 534 nt
Organism: Closterium sp. Naga37s-1
Lineage: Eukaryota; Viridiplantae; Streptophyta; Zygnematophyceae; Desmidiales; Closteriaceae
Source: the annotation of a GenBank genome assembly
AUGUCCUGGCACGGCCAGCAAAUGAGGGCGGUGGAGGAGCGGUCGCGAGUGGAGAAGGACGAGCUCAGGCGGGAGAUGACAGAGCAGCAGCAGCGCAUGCAGAAAGUGCGCCACCACACUGCCUGCUCCACUUCACACACUGCACCGUACUCUACCGCAUUCAACAUCCAUACCCUCACAGCUCUCACCGUGUCCUUCCUUCACCACCCACCAUCUACUAUCCCCCUCACUCACUUCCUGUUACGUCCUCUUACCCGUAUCCCCUGCCUCUCCCACAUCCCCCCUCCUCCUUUCCUCUCCCCCACACCAUCCCACCACCCCACGGACCCACGUGGGCGUGCGGGCGUGCGAGGCGAGCAGGAGCUGGAGUCGGCGGCGGGGAGGGAGGAGCGGAUGAGGCGGCAGCUGAUGGAGGCGCAGGAGGGCAUAGCGCACCGCGACGCCUUCCUGCAGCAGCUGCAGGAGGAGGCCGCGCUCUCCGCCUCCGCGCUCAAACAGGCCGCCAGGGUGGGUGGGCUGGGGGGAAAGGGCUAA